AUUCCUAAGAUCAACCCUCAAACCCAAACAAAAACCCUAAUUUGCCAACUACAAUGAAAGGGCCGAUUAUGAAGCAGGCAACUUCUACACCCUUCAAUGAUUCCUAUAAUUUGUGUUUGGGGGGAGGGACAACAACAUCGAGUGGGUCUUUUGGCCAGGCAAUUGAGAAGGAAUCAGCAGCAGCCGCAGAAGUUGGACUCUUACCAGAAAUAAAAGGAUCUGGUGGCGGCAUUACUAUGUCUCUCUAUGUCAUCGCCACUGAUUUGCAUAGGAAGGACGAGGAUAUGAAUGACAAAAGGAGUCGUCCUUGCGAUUUACAUGAGGGGCUCGUUGGUGUUUGGUUGCAAUGUUACCUCGUCCACGACUUCGGGUGGUUGUCUGAGGAGGAGCUGGAGAAAGCAACCCAAGCUGUCGCCUGUGAGCACGAAGAAGAAUGCGGUAGCAUGCUCGUUCCGCUUGCGGAGGAUAAAUGUGACCGUAUGGUAUCCAGCUUUGUUGCUCUCAACAGUGGGGGUGUCUCAUUUUGUUUACUGUCUAGGUGGUGGUCAGGGUUCUUUUCUCGUCCCCGUAGAUUGUCAAUGUGCUUUGUACCGAUAACAACACCUAGACUCCCGGUCCUAGCAUGCUGCGUGCUAGAAUUACUCCCGCCUCCGUGGUUGUAGACGACAAGAUAUAUGUCUUUGGCGGUGUAAAUCCCGAUACAUGCCACCCUGGCCUCUGGGCCGAGGUCCUGGACACCAAGGCUUUGGUUCCUGUGUGGAGUCGUUUGCCACGUCCGUCGUCCUCCUAUGCUUUUUGAAGAUAUUGGCAUAUUUGCCGUAGUAGUCAAUGAUGGCGAGGAUCUCAUUUUUGGAACAAGGCAUGAGAACGAGCAAGAGGAUGCUGGAAGUUAUAGCGUCUCUUCAGCUCAGGGAGGCAAAACUAUUUUGCUGGGCUCAAGGUUUGACUCUGUUCUCCUUCUCUAUAUCCUAGAAAAGCGUACAUGGCGAGUCAUCCCCGCAGAGUGUGGUCUCCCGGGAUGGCCUGGUCCCAAACCCGUGGCAGUCGGACAUAUGUUGUUUUGGCCUGGUGAUUAUUUCUACGCAUAUGAUCUCCGGCAGCACUUACUGUACGGAGGUGUCAUUAGAGGUCUCGGCAUUCAGCUUCAAAGUUUCCUGUUGCUCGAUCAUCCUUGUGAACAACAACUUAAUCAUUUAGAUUUUGAAGAUUUCUGCUUGACGUGGUGUGACUGGUUUGGAGAUUUCACCUUCCGAUAUCAACGGCUUCACACCAGCGCAGUUCGGGUUCAUCUCUAUACAGAAUGGUCCCCCGAUGUGGUGAACCACUUGAUGUUGGAUGCUUUUGUCGUGUCUUCCCGAUCUCAUAUCGUACCGCACCACUUUGGGUUCGAGAGUAGCUUUCUCUUGGAUAGAUCGCCAAGCGAGGGAGAAAAUCUUGGAGUAUUGUUUGACCCGGGGAACAAAAUUGCAGAAGAGAAUGCUUUGACUUCUUAGGGUGAAGUAUUUUUAAUCAGGUCCUCUGUGUACAAUUGCCCUUUUUCUUUUUUUGGACAGAGCUGCGGAUCGUUGCAGGGGCUUCUGAGCUUUGCCGCCCACUGUUGCCGGAGCGCCUGAGUUUUGUUUGAUGGAAGAUUUUGGGGUGGUUCUGAUUCUGAUCUGUUCUUGGUUUGUUAUUAUGUGCCAGCAAUGAUGCAAGUGAAGCCCUUGAUAAGUUGAGAUUUUUAAGUGUUAAUGACCCUUCUUUUCUUGGGGAUGCUGGCGAACUAGCGAUUCGUAUCAAACCGGACCCCAACAAUGGGACCAUCACUAUCAUAGUAUCAUGUAUGUUAAUACUAUUCAAUGGUAUGAAAUCUUGUUUUACGAUAAAUUUCUCUGUAAUGGAUUUAUCUAGUAUUGCGGGGAAGAUACUGGUAUAGGAAUGGCCAAAGAUGAGCUCAUAGAAACUAUUGCUCAGCGCAUACUUCAAAGUUACUGAAGGCUCUCAAGGAAAAUUCAGAGCAGGGAGCAGACAAUGGUUUAAUAGCUCAAUUUGGUGUUGGAUUCUAUUCAGCAUCUUUGGUUUCCGAAAAGGUGUGGUACAGGUUCAUAUAGUUGUGGUUCCAUUCCAGGUUUUAGAUGUAAGAGAUUUUGUUUCUUGUUUGCCAUAUUAAUGAGAGCGGUUCAAAUAUUUUUUGCAAUUAG
Molecule: messenger RNA, 2180 nt
Organism: Rhododendron vialii
Lineage: Eukaryota; Viridiplantae; Streptophyta; Magnoliopsida; Ericales; Ericaceae
Exons: 5
Coding region: 789-1493 (234 amino acids)
Source: RefSeq, a predicted model, not a curated record